Chenopodium quinoa (quinoa) is the source of this 922-nucleotide messenger RNA. RefSeq names its product dormancy-associated protein homolog 3-like. The transcript is spliced from 3 exons. Lineage: Eukaryota; Viridiplantae; Streptophyta; Magnoliopsida; Caryophyllales; Amaranthaceae. Bases 114 to 485 code for a protein of 123 amino acids. The record is from RefSeq and is a predicted model, not a curated record.
CACAUCACGAUUCUCUUCCCCAAUAACAGAGCCACCGUUUCGCACUAACGUUUCGCAAGUCUGGUAAUACCGUUUCUUUUCCUAUUUCGAAAAAACGCCGUUUUUUUUAAUUAAUGGGUCUUUUGGAGAAGCUUUGGGAUGACACUCUCGCCGGACCUCAACCGGAUUCCGGCCUUGGACGUCUUCGCAAAUUCAAUACUUUCCAUUCCCGCUCCACCCCUUCCAAGGAGAUGGAGGGAGGGAGUAGUGUUGGAAGAUCGUACGGUGGAGAAGUGAUAUCAGGAGCGGAUAAUCCGGAAGAAGUGAAAGUUUCAAGGAAAAUAAUGAUAGUGAAGCCACCGGGGUAUACUCAGGGAGCUGGAUCAGCUCCGGCGAGUCCCGCCGGAUCUACGCCGCCGUCUUCGCCGUUUUCCGGUGACUUUUCUUACUCGAAACAGAUCAGGAGCGUUCAGGUUUCGGAGGAGAUCUACGUCGGACUCGAAUGAGAAGGCAACGAACGAGGACAGAACCUGCGGAAGCGCUCCUUCUUCUUAAGAUGUCUGAUAUCUAAGGUCGAAGCAACGAUGCUCGACUAAUCUCCCACCCGACCCUGCUUUGCUAAGGGUGUCGUUGAGGCUUCACUAAUACCAGCCUUAUGUCCAUGUAUCAUAUAAGUAUCACUUGUAAACUGUGACUAGCAGCUUGCUUGUGGUAUGUAAAUAUUUGGUGUAUGGACCUUUUGUUCUUAGAGUUUCUUCUAAGCUUUCAUGUGAAAUAUAGUGUUUACACCUUGUAAAAUAUGCAAUGUCAAAUAGUUUGUAGUAUGAGUCGUGAUUAUGGUGAUGUAACACGACGUUUUCGAUCUGCUUUGCAGUUCCGCUCUUCCUUUUGUAAUGUUUGCUCUUCCGAAUGAAGCAAUGAUCAGCAGAGUUUCGUUUUUGUA